AACACUAAGUGGAGGUAUAGCUAGACUUUGUGUGGAGGAAUACAAUCAAGCUGCACAAUUGGCUAACACUAAGCUUUCAGCUGCAAUUAAUGGUACAUUAACCAAGAAGUUGCCUCAAUCCAAGCUGGUUUUCAUUGACAUCUAUGAUCCUAUGCUUGAUCUCAUUGUCAACCCUGAUAAAUAUGGAUUUGAAGUGGUAGAUAAAGGAUGCUGUGGUACAGGAAGCAUAGAGGUGGUCAUAUUAUGCAACAGAUACAUGAGUAGUACAUGUGAAGAUGACACGAAAUAUUUGUUCUGGGAUAGUUAUCAUCCCAGCGAAAGAGGCUACAGGAUCCUUGUUGAUCAAAUGGUGAAGAAGUAUAUCAAUAGUUUCACAUGA
This is a messenger RNA of Capsicum annuum, 379 nucleotides long. Its product is annotated as GDSL esterase/lipase EXL3-like. Gene Ontology annotation, molecular function: hydrolase activity, acting on ester bonds. The annotation marks the transcript as partial. Gene Ontology annotation, cellular component: extracellular region. NCBI's taxonomy places the organism in Eukaryota, Viridiplantae, Streptophyta, Magnoliopsida, Solanales, Solanaceae. The record is from RefSeq and is a predicted model, not a curated record. The transcript is spliced from 2 exons.